Molecule: messenger RNA, 1686 nt
Organism: Penicillium malachiteum
Lineage: Eukaryota; Fungi; Ascomycota; Eurotiomycetes; Eurotiales; Aspergillaceae
Product: origin recognition complex subunit 2
Exons: 1
Coding region: 1-1686 (561 amino acids)
Biological process (GO): DNA replication
Cellular component (GO): nucleus; nuclear origin of replication recognition complex
Molecular function (GO): DNA replication origin binding
Source: RefSeq, a predicted model, not a curated record
AUGAAGCGUAAGCUCUCGGAUUCCGGUCUGGAAAAUGACCAUCCAGCUGGCUCGAACCCGAAAAGGGCGCGCACCACGCAGGCAAAACCCAAUGGCGCCCCGAACGGCCAUGCGCCGAACCAGUCACCACCGAACGGCGAUGUCACAUACGAACUCCCUCCUAGUCAAUCUACGCCUAAAAAGUCCAAUGGAAUUUCCGCACCCUCAUUGAAAGAAUCGGGGUUGAAGACACCCACCCAUAAAUCCAAGGCUCGAAAUUUGUUCGCGACUCCAACAAAACCAAAGACUCCCUCUGCGGGUACUCCGUCUCGACUAAAGAAGGCCGAUCAAUCUGCGAAGAAGAAGAGUGCGAGGGUGCUGUUUGAACAGGAUGAGGAUGCCGAAUGGGAUGGUUCGGAGCAGCUGGCAGCAGAGAUUCUACAGGACGACGAACCCGAGCCAGAGACAACAACUCAACCCAUAUUGGAAAGCGUGGAGGAGGGCGAUGCGGAGAAAGGAAAGGCUAAAGAUGCUAAAGCUCCUAAGCGUCGUGCUGGUCGACCAAAGGGUGCCAAAAAUAAGCGAUCACCGACACCAGAAGGCGAACUCCCUGCGCACGAACGUUAUUUCUUCCAGAAUCGUGCCGGCACCGGCAAGACCUCCAACACUACGCUGAACAAGGUUCCCUUGUUGACUCAUGAGGAAUAUUUCGAGAAACUGGGCCAAUACGUGGAUCCUUGCAAAGAGGAGAAGGAAUAUCUCCUUUCAUUGCAUCACCGGUCAUUCCAGCAAUGGCAGUUCGAGUUUGAGGAGGACUACAAUAUUUGUUUGUUUGGAUACGGAUCGAAGCGAAAACUUGUACAAAAUUUUGCAGACUGGCUGUAUCACCAUUCAUCCACCGAAAAUCCACCAAUCAUCAUUGUCAAUGGCUACACUCCCGGUAUUUCGAUUCGUUCGAUCUUUGCUAUGAUUGCAACCGCUCUGCUGGGCGACGAUCUGCCCUCCAAAUUGGGUGCCCAGCCCACGGAAGUACUGGAACUGAUUCAAUCAGCACUCAAUAAUCGACCUAUUGAGGAAGGCCCGAUUACAGUGCUCAUCAACUCGGUUGACGCUCCGCCUCUGCGUCGUGCAGCUAACCAGGCUCUUCUCGCCCGUCUUGCUGCAACCCCUCGUAUCCGUCUUCUUGUCACUGCUGACACACCCAAUUUCACCGUGAUGUGGGAUAUCAGUUUACGUGAUCAGUUCAAUCUGGUCUUCCACGACGGCACUACAUUUACUCCAUUUGCUGUCGAAGCGGAUGUCGUGGAAGAAGUAAACUCUUUGCUAGGUCGGAAGGGCCAACGUGCCGGCGGCAAAGAUGGUGUUGGUUUCGUCUUGAAAAGUCUACCGGAGAACGCUCGUAACCUGUACCGCCUUUUGCUGACGGAGGUUAUCACCAUUAUGGAUGAUGGUCACCAGUCCGAUGACGAGGGCGCAGAUGGAAACAAGUCUGCCGAGGAGCAUGGUAUCGAAUUCCGCUUGCUUUACCAGAAAGCAACAGAGGAAUUCAUUGCAUCGUCCGAGAUGAUGUUCCGUACUUUGUUGAAGGAGUUCCACGAUCACCAGAUGAUCACCUCGCGUAUGGAUCCCAGUGGAAUGGAGAUUCUGGGAGUACCAUUAUCUCGUGAUGAGAUGGAGGGCGUGUUGGAGGAUCUGGUGCUUGGAUAA